This is a messenger RNA of Tupaia belangeri chinensis (Chinese tree shrew), 2049 nucleotides long. RefSeq names its product glucose-6-phosphate isomerase (gene GPI). Gene Ontology annotation, cellular component: cytosol. Gene Ontology annotation, biological process: glucose 6-phosphate metabolic process; glycolytic process; gluconeogenesis. NCBI's taxonomy places the organism in Eukaryota, Metazoa, Chordata, Mammalia, Scandentia, Tupaiidae. The transcript is spliced from 18 exons. Bases 82 to 1755 code for a protein of 557 amino acids. Gene Ontology annotation, molecular function: carbohydrate derivative binding; glucose-6-phosphate isomerase activity; monosaccharide binding. The record is from RefSeq and is a predicted model, not a curated record.
CCGGGCUCAGCUCCCUGCCCGCCGCCUCCCCUCCUUCCUGCUCGGCGCACGUCUGAAUCCGUGUACCCUUCUGGUCCCGCCAUGGCCGCGCUCUCCCGGAAUCCGCAGUUCCAGAAGCUGCAGCAAUGGCACCGCAAUCACGGCGCCGAGCUCAACCUACGCAGCCUUUUCGAGGGCAACAAGGAGCGCUUCAACCGCUUCAGCCUGAACCUCGACACCGGCCAUGGGCAUAUUCUGGUGGAUUACUCUAAGAACCUUGUGACCGAGGAGGUGAUGCAGAUGCUGGUGGACCUGGCCAAGUCCAGGGGUGUGGAGGCCGCCCGGGACCACAUGUUCAACGGGGAGAAGAUCAAUUUCACCGAGAACCGGGCAGUGCUGCACGUGGCUCUGCGGAAUCGGUCGAACACUCCCAUUCUGGUGGACAGCAAGGAUGUGAUGCCAGAGGUCAACAGGGUUCUGGACAAGAUGAAGGCUUUCUGUCAGCGUGUCCGGAGCGGUGACUGGAAGGGGUACACAGGCAAGACCAUCUCAGACGUCAUCAACAUCGGCAUCGGCGGCUCUGACCUGGGACCUCUCAUGGUGACAGAAGCCCUUAAGCCAUACUCUUCAGGAGGUCCCCGGGUCUGGUUUGUCUCCAACAUCGACGGGACCCAUAUUGCCAAAACCCUGGCCGCCCUCAACCCUGAGACUUCCUUGUUCAUCAUUGCCUCCAAGACCUUCACCACCCAGGAGACCAUCACCAACGCAGAGACGGCAAAGGAGUGGUUUCUCCAGUCGGCCAAGGAUUCGUCUGCCGUGGCGAAGCACUUUGUUGCCCUGUCUACCAACACGACCAAAGUAAAGGAGUUUGGAAUUGACCCUCAAAACAUGUUCGAGUUCUGGGAUUGGGUAGGCGGACGCUACUCGCUGUGGUCAGCCAUCGGACUCUCUAUUGCCCUGCACGUGGGUUUUGACAACUUCGAGCAGCUGCUCUCUGGGGCUCAUUGGAUGGACCAGCACUUCCGCACAGCACCCCUGGAGAAGAACGCCCCCGUCCUGCUGGCUAUGCUGGGUGUCUGGUACAUCAACUGCUUCGGGUGUGAGACGCAGGCCUUGCUGCCCUACGACCAGUACAUGCACCGCUUUCCUGCCUACUUCCAGCAGGGUGACAUGGAGUCCAAUGGGAAGUACAUCACCAAGUCCGGCACCCGAGUGGACCACCAGACGGGCCCCAUUUUGUGGGGAGAGCCAGGGACCAAUGGCCAGCAUGCUUUCUACCAGCUCAUCCACCAAGGCACCAAGAUGAUACCGUGUGACUUCCUCAUCCCGGUCCAGACCCAGCACCCGAUACGGAAGGGUUUACAUCACAAGAUCCUUCUCGCCAACUUCUUGGCCCAGACAGAGGCCCUGAUGAAGGGGAAAUCAACGGACGAAGCACGGAAGGAGCUCCAUGCUGCAGGAAAGAGUCCAGAGGACAUUGAGAAGCUGUUACCGCACAAGGUCUUUGAAGGAAAUCGCCCAACCAACUCCAUUGUGUUCACUAAACUCACACCCUUCCUUCUUGGGGCCCUGAUUGCCAUGUACGAGCACAAGAUCUUCGUCCAGGGCAUCGUCUGGGACAUCAACAGCUUUGACCAGUGGGGAGUGGAGCUGGGAAAGCAGCUGGCUAAGAAAAUCGAGCCUGAGCUUGAUGGCAACGCUCCAGUGACCUCUCAUGAUGCUUCCACCAAUGGGCUGAUCAACUUCAUCAAGCAGCACCGUGAGGCCAGAACCUAGGACACUCAUGCUCAGCUGCAGCUCCUAUUGUGACGGUCCUUCUUGUCCCUCCUCACCAGAGUCUGCACUGCAUGGUCCUGCAUCUCUCCACCCAGAGCACCUUCUGGUUGUGGGCUUGGACAACAAACCCUUCUGAGGAAGUUGGUCUGGAACUGCCACUCGAAUCCCUCUCUGUCUGCCCUCCCUGUUUUACAGUUGGCUAAGGUGUUUCAGUGCAGCUGAUCAGCUGAUUUUUCUGACCCAUCUUCACAUUGUUUGGGUUCCAGGUAGAAAAAUAAAGAUGCCACAAAGGAG